GUUUGGUAGAAGAUUGCAGGGACCAGCAGCAGCAGCAGCGUUGUGGAACAAAACCGGAAAGAGGCUGGUUCUGGUUGGGUUCGUGGGAUUUGAACAGAAACAACCACUGGGUAAAGAAAGUAGCGCCGAUGUGAUGGCAGCCAGGUUUAGCGGAGGGAUACAUCGGUGGUGAAGCCUGUGAAUGCUUCAGGACUGAGCGGAGGAAAAUGAUUAUGGAUUUGGUGCUGCUUAGUCGUCAGACAGCAACGCUUGAGCGGGUGGAGACUGUUAUUCAUUUAAAUCCCUGCUGUCGGGGUUUCACCUUCCAACGACCAACAAUUUUUAAUUUGUUUUAUUUUUAUAACGUUGGAUUUUAAAAACAGCCAUUUUGAUGUCGUAAAUGACUGCUUUUUAGGGACAUCGCUGUUGGGAAGUUUUGCUAGGGGGUGGGGGGGAGGGGGGUGUUCGACUAGUGAAGUCGACCAUGGCUGUCGAGGCUCGGCCGGAGCUGGUCGGGAAGCGGUUCCUCUGUGUCAGCGGAGACAAGUCACCUGAAAUCGGCGACAUCGCUCGUUGGCCAUGGAGGACUGGGGUCAUACGAGCCGUCAGCAAUCGCGACAGCGACACCGAGCUGACGGUGUAUGUAGAGUUUGACGACCAGGAGUGGGAGAAGCGAGAGUGGGUGAAGGUCUAUGAGGAUUUCCAGCUUUUUCUCCUGGAGCACCAGCUGGUCUGGGCAAAGAGGACGGAAGAAACAGCAGGAGGCCAUCUGCAGGGGAACAAGGCCAAACACAUACAGUGGCCUGCACUGGCAUUUAAGCCAGUGGUGGGGAAAAGCCUGUUGUCUCCUGUAACAGCAGUGGAAUUCUUGUUGGAUCGACAGCUGGACUUCCUUUCUGACCAUUCGUCCUGCCAACCUUACCAGGAUGAGGUGGACAGUCAUAACCCAGUGUUGAGAGACUACCCUCAGCUUCAUGACGAAGUAAAAGGCUGGCUGAAAAACCAGAAGGUGCAGGAAAUUUUUAUGCAAGGACCCUACUCUUUAAAUGGAUACCGUGUGCGUGUGUACAGACAAGACUCGGCAACCCAAUGGUUUACUGGGAUCAUCACACAUCACGACCUCUUCAGUCGAAACAUGGUCGUUAUGAAUGACCAGGUACUGGAACCUCAGAAUGUGGAUCCAUCUAUGGUACAGAUGACCUUUCUUGAUGACGUUGUCCACUCUCUGCUGAAAGGGGAAAACAUUGGCAUCACAUCCAGACGAAGGUCACGAUCCAGCCAGAACAAUUCUGCCCAUACGACAGGAGGGAGACCCAGCGGAACUACUGGAAGCUCUCAGAGCCAUUACACCCGAGCCCAGGCCAACAGCCCCCGCCCCGUCAUGACCUCAGCAGGGCAGAAUCCUAAGAGCUCCCAAGGGGCGCUGGCCCCUCAGCAGCAGAGCCAGUCACAGCAAAUCCAGCAACCAUUCAGCCAGUCGCACAACUCACCGUUGGGUAAUGGUCGGGAGCAGAGAGAGCAACGCAACACUUGCUCUUCCAGAAGGAAAGGGUCCGACAGCAGUGCUCCAGAGGAGAACAAGGAGAGGAGAGACGAGCCUUCGAGUCGAGAUUCAAAUCUGAAGGUGAGCAAACGGAGAAAAGAUGAAGCAGAUGAGAAAAAGGCAGGUCUGAAGCGGCUGAAGACUGACCCAACAUCUGAUCUGUCAGAGAGCAGUGACUCAGAAAACCCACCCAAAAGGACCACCCCUUCCUCAUGCUCCUCCUCCUCUUCUUCAUCGUCAUCUUCCUCCUCCUUCUCCUCCUCAUCAGAGCCUAACUCUGAGAACGAGCUGAAACCCAGCUGCAUUGAUGUGAUGCAGAGUUCCGUUUCCAGAACAGAUGAGGAUGAGAAGGCAGUGGUUAAUGGAAGCAAAAUGACUGAUUAUUCAUCCCUGAUUGGUUCCAUGUCUCCGUGGGAGGAGCUUGCAGAAGUUGCUGAAGACCUCAAGAAGAGUACAGUAAAGGAACCAGUUCAGAUUAUAAUUAAGGAGGAGGUAGAACUGGUGGCACUUACUCAGAUCACCCAGUCUCCAGUGGAGCCAGUGAAACCUGUCCUGUCUGAGAUCUCCCAGAGCGGACUUCUAGAGAACAAGAACCUGGUGAAAGCAUCCACUCCCUCCCAGACCAGAUCUCUCAUUCAGAUUCACGGCAGUGCCGUAAUCGACAUCACAGACGAUGCUCAGGCCACUGUCCACUGGGAAAGCUCUGAGGCUGUGUCGGCACUGCUCGCCUCGCAGAAUGCUGAGUCAACUGCCCUCUCACCCUACCUCCCUCUCAACCCUUCCCCCAUUUCCUCACCUCCCGUUCCUCCGUCGCCCUCCCCAUCAGAGGGAUGUCACAGAGGGGAGCCUGAGCCUCUCAUGAAGUUGUCAGGCGUUGCGGGAGGCAGAAUGACAUCGCCCAAGAGUUCAGGCAGCAAGUUGGAGUUUGCUCCCUCUGAGUUGAUCAGGCCCAUCACGGCAGUGGCUGAAAGCGUAUCGCUGCUGGAAGAGAAGACCAUUCUUUCUCAUCAGCAACAGCAGAAACAUCUACAGCAUUACACAUCUACCCCCCAUGGAGAUAAUUCACCUUCAUCAGAACAGAGGUGGAAACAUCUGCAGCAGCCCCCUCCUCACAAGUUAAAUGCUGCCAUGCCCCCUGACUUGACUAUGCCCGAAAAGAGCCCCAGCCCAAACCGCAGCUCGGCCCAGCUGGAUACUGUGAAGCAGAGUUCCCGACCCAGGAGCAACUCUCCAAGCCACCCCCAUCCUUCCACUUAUGCAGCCGACCAUUCGAUGUCUGAACCCCCCCCUGACCUGCUGGACAUUUCUAAACCCAAAACAAACACUUGUCCUGAGGUGUCUAAACAUAAAGUAAUCAGGAACCCAGCUCCUUCUCCACCUCCAUUCACCCGUCUGCCCAGUAAAGCGGAUGCUGCAGAACCUCCGCGGCCUGGCUUUGAGUCGGUGCCAGUGCGGGCGGAGACGGGUGGAGUCUGUACCAGCAGCAGCACCAAUAGUCCACUGAUCAUUGAUAAGAAAGAGACUUUUACUGUUUACAGAGACCCAGCGCUGGUGCGCUCUAACCCAGAGGCUGUUGUCUCCUCAGCUAAUUCAUCUAACCAUGUGCCAGCCUAUCUCCAUCCCCACCUGCACAGUCUACACCCUCCCUCCCCUCACUCCCCAUGCCUUCCUCCUGCAUCGCACUCUCACAUAGCCCCGCACCUACUUCCCCCAUCUCACUCCCCAGCCUUGCCUCACCCACAUAUUUUACCCCACAGAAUGCUGCCGGCCAUUCCUCCGGCUGCAGCAUCUCUCUUUGGGGGGCAUCCUCGGCUGGACUCUCCCGGGGGACUGGGUCACAUUACCCUCCCUCACUCGGCAACCACACACCAGCAGCAGUUCCUCCAGGGUCCCAGCAGUGCCGCAGGACUUGGCCUGUAUCCCAUCAUAUGGCAGUACCCUAACGGAGCACCGCCCUCCUACCCUCCAGGACUCAACCUGCAGGCUUCUUCUAAAUGGGUUCUUUCUGAGAACCCAGUUGCUGUGAAUUCUGAGGGUCCUCUACGGAGGAACACUGCCAGCCCAUGGCUCCAUCAGAGUGCCCUUAGCACUGGUGAUGGUCUGGGUUUGUUGAACCACAUUCCAAUUCGUCCAGCCAGUGCCGACACUCACCGAUCUUCCAUCAAGAUCAACGCAAACACAAGCCCCCCCAUGUCAAAGGCUUCCAUGGGGAUUCAGAAAGAGACUUUGACAUUGGCACAGCUGAGGCAGAAUCAGAUGGAUCAAAGUUGCACCUCGACAGAAAAAGAUGUGCAUCUUCACCGCUUGUACCUGGAUUCGCUCAUCAAACCCCACCGGACAAACACCCAGGAAGCACUUCAGGCAGCUGAUCGAGCCGUUGCGUACAAAGAGGAGAAUCGUCAAAUCCUGAAAGAGAGCAUUGAAGUUGCACCUUACACUGCUAAGAUCCAGCCCUCCACUGAGACUGGCCUGAACAGGGACCGAGAGAGGAGACACGAGCAAGCAUUCCCUGUACAGAUGCCAGCUCUAGCCUCUGCAAGUCCAAAGGCCAUCCACACUAAUCCUCACAUGAUUCAGUCAGAAAGAAGCAGCUACUACAAAACGUUGUCCAACAACAUCGCUAACGCGCCUCCAAGACUCUUCCCGUCCAAGGAGUGUUUCGGUCUCGGAGGCUCAGAGGAAACGUCGGGAAUUGGGACCAUUGUUGGUACUGCUGUGCAAACACAUGGAGCUCAGGCUUUGACAAAUUACAACACCAAGUGUUCCCUCUCCAAGCCCCCACCUCUGAUUAAGCACCAAACGGAUGGAGGAGAGGGUCUAGCAGGGAAAAUCACAGAACAGCUCAGCCAGCAAGUCAUACAACUUCACACCAGUGUAGACAGGAAAGAUCAUCACGACCCUGCAGUUUCUCUUUCCCUCUCCUCGUCCUCGUCUUUGUCCCCAGUCUCCAACCACCAUCAUCACCCCCAUCAGCAGCAGCUCCGGGCAAUGCCUUCUCUCUACCGAGCUCCUGUUUUCCACCCGCCCACGCAGCUCGCUCUGGAAUGCAAAGAGGCUGCAGAGCAGGAAAAAGAAAAGGAGUGGGACAAAUGUUGUUUUGUGGGACGGUUGUCACCACCGACUCUCACGCCCAUCCAACCAAUGAGUUUAGCAACAUCUGGCACCAAAACGUUAGUUGAACAGCAGAAACCACCAACGCUGGUGCCAGAACUCAGGGAUGUCAAAGGUCAUGAAGUCACUACUGCAGUCACCUCCAUGGCCUCCAACAUCAUUGGGGAAGUCAAGACAGAUGGAUGGAGAGGCAGAGAGAUGAUCUGGGAAAGAGAAAGUGUUCUCUCCAGAGACAAAGAGGUGUCAAAGGUUAAGCCCCAAGCAGCAAUGGCAUCAGUCAUCGUGCGGCCAAUAACAUCUCUGAAGCACGAGAGUCCUGCUGGUGUGAACAAAUCUAGUUCCAUUAAUCACCAGGACUUUGUUUCUGAGAGGCUGUACCCAUCCAAGCUUCAUGGGGAACCACCCAGAUGUAGAGAGAAUGUCAGAGAGGCUGGAGUUGGCAGGGUUAUCCAACCCAACUCAAACCUGGAUGAUAUGUGCACCCAGUAUAAGAACACAUCCAUGCAGACUACACCGAGGCCUGCAGGUGUCACCUCUACCAAUCCUGUCUGCAGGUCUGCCACGGUUCUCUCACCAGGUGUGGAUGUACAGAAGGAACCCCCUAAGGCAGAACACUCGGCUCGGGACGAGUUGUCAGCCAUUAAAACUGGCUCUGAAGGCUGGCCGCUUGGUCACACAAGACCAGCUAGAGAUUACCAUCACCAUGAGGUGUUUGAUGCACGUUCCGCUUCAACGGGACUGUCUUUGCUUUUAGCUAGUCCAGCAGGAAGACCGCUACCCAAUCAGAUCAUCAUCCCAGCACCCAGCUCCAGCCAGGCUUUCUCUCCCUCAUUUGUUCAUCUCAAAAAGCACAAAGCUGCUUUAGCUGCAGCCCAGUCCAAAAGCAACCUCCCUCCUCCUCCCACAUCUGUGCCAGCCAGAAACUCUUCCUUAGCUUUGGAGUCAGCUGACAAAGCUCCAAAUCACAGCUCCACUCCUCCACUCUAUUCUAGCCAAGCUUCCUCGUCCUUGACUGACGACAACAGCAGCUCUGCAGUCAGUGCAGCAUCAGACAAGUUAAGCCCCUUACCUAAUGGCCAGCCUUCAGCAUCAGCCCCGGUUGGCUGUGGCCAGCCCAGUAACUACCACAAGCUGAAGAAGGCCUGGUUAACCAGGCAUUCUGAGGAAGACAGGAGAACAUGUGCUACCAUCACCAUGUCUAAUGCUAAAGCAGAUAAACUGCUCACCACCACCUCCAGUACAUGCAACGCCACCGCCAUGUCGGACAUGAUCAAACCCUGUACCGUCAACCUCAGUGCCUCCACUUCUAGCGAGGUGGAGAUGAACAAAGGUGAGAAGGAGAAACAGCAGGAAAAGAACACAGGGGCCCGAGGGGGGGAGGUAAAGAAGUCAACUCCUUUAUCAAGGCGUGGAAACAAGCGCUUAUACGAUUCUGGCUCUGAAAGUGGGGGAGACGACUCGGAUGCUAGCGAGAGCAAGAUGGAGGGUCGAGCUAAACGUCAGCCUAAGCCGACCUACAAGAAAAGGCAGAACGACAUGGCCAGGAAAAGAGGAGACAACGAGAAGGAAGAUGAGGAAGUGAAGCCCAACGGGAUCUUUAGAUCAGCCCGAGAGAAAACCAAACUCAAACUGGCCACCAGCAAUGGAAUCCCUCGCUCAGUGCUGAAGGACUGGAGGAAGGUGAGAAAGCUGAAACAGACUGGGGAGUCCUUCUUGCAGGAUGACUCAUGUUCAGAAAUUGGACCCAACCUGCAGAAAUGUCGGGAAUGCCGAGUGGUCCGCAGCAAAAAAGGCGAAGAGCCUGCACAUUCCCCCGUCUUCUGUCGCUUCUACUAUUUCAGACGGCUCUCAUACAGUAAAAACGGAGUCAUCCGGAUAGACGGAUUUUCCACCCCAGAGCAGUUUGAUGAGGAGGCCCUGGCCCUGUGGCUGCCUGGCUCUGUGGAGGAAAGCCAGCUGGACCAAAACAUGGCCAAAUACAUUCUCACUUUCAUUGGGGACAAGUUCUGUCAGAUGGUGAUGACUGAAAGCACCGCUUCCAGCUGGAUCAAGAAGGACGCCAAGCUAGCAUGGAAGCGAGCAGUGAGGGGGGUCAGGGAGAUGUGUGAUGCAUGUGAAGCAACGCUCUUCAACAUCCACUGGGUCUGCCAGAAAUGUGGGUUUGUGGUCUGCUUGGACUGCUACAAAGCAAAAGAGAAGAGAAGCUCAAAAGAAAAAGAACUAUACGGAUGGUUGAAGUGUGUUAAAGGACAACUUCAUGACCACAAGCACCUCAUGCCGACACAGAUCAUCCCUGGUAAAGUUCUGAUGGAGUUGGUGAGCUCCAUGCACUCCCUGAGAGACAAGUACGACAUCAGAUCUCAUUGUUCCUGCGCCAACAAACAGAAUGUCCUCAGCAAGCUGCCGAUGACCAAUAGCGUCUCUCAGGUUUUGCAGAAUGUGCUAAACCACAGCAACAAGCUGUCACUGGUGAAGGCUGAGCCAGGCUCCGAGCCGAACCAGAGCCACGGUGGAGUCAAGACAGGAACCAAUGGAGGAGGAGGUAACGGAGAAAGCAGUCCUGGAACUGAGGUGGAAAGGGUAUCGGUCACCCCGCCAGAGUCUCCGUCUCCUCUCCACUUCCUGGCUGACCUUGCAGAGCAGAAAUCCAGACAGGAAAAGAAAGAAAACAAAGAAAUUGCACUGCCAGGUAAGUCUGUGAAGGAGGAAGAUGGGGACAGCCUGGAAGUCCUGCAACAGUGUAAGACCACCUCACUGGUGACCAACAGUUCAGAGCAGGGCUCAACCCUCCGAGAUCUGCUCACCACCACAGCAGGGAAGCUCAAGCUGGGAUCCACUGACGCAGGAAUCGCCUUUGCUCCAGUCUAUUCUACUGCUUCACAGACUGAAAAACGCGGGAGAACCAUGCCGAAUAUCCUUGAUGACAUCAUCGCUUCAGUGGUGGAGAAUAAAAUCCCAGCCAGCCGUCAGAACAUCACAGCCAAGCUGACAAUCAAGCAAGAUCAUAUCCUCCCUAAUAAUCCCCCCUCAGCCAUCCCUGAGGACAUCAAACUAGAGAGGAAGAGGUUGGCGCUCCCAGAGGACUCUAUCCAGUAUCCAGACAUUCCCCACUGCUGGUUACACAACAGGAAGUUACUGUGGCUCAAAGAUCACUGUAACCACGACAACUGGAAGCUGUUCAGAGAAUGCUGGAGACAAGGACAGCCCGUUUUAGUGUCGGGGAUCCAUAGGCGACUCAGCGUCAGUCUGUGGAAGGCAGACUCCUUCAACCAGGAGUUUGCCGACCAUCAGGGAGACCUUGUCAGCUGUAGAGACCAGGUAGUGUCCAACUCUGGGAUCAAAGAAUUCUGGGAUGGAUUUGAGGACAUAACCAAACGACCAAAGUCCAAAGAUGGAGAACCUAUGGUCUACAGGCUGAAGGACUGGCCGUCUGGAGAGGAGUUCAUGGCUCUGAUGCCCUCCAGAUACGAUGACCUGAUGAAGAACCUUCCACUGCCAGAAUAUUGUGAUCCAGAGGGGAACCUCAACCUGGCCUCCCAUCUGCCGUCAUUUUUUGUCCGACCGGACCUUGGACCAAGACUCUGCUGUGCAUAUGGUGUCAUUGCAUCUCAGGAUCAGGACUUUGGAACUGCCAACCUCCAUGUGGAAGUCUCGGAUGUAGUCUCUGUCCUGGUCUAUGUUGGUGUAGCCAAAGGGAAUGGAGUCCUGUCCAAAACUGGAGUGCUGAAGCGUCUGGAGGAAGAGGAUCUAGAUGAUGGAGUUAGAAGACGAUUGAAGGACUCUAGUGAAACACCAGGGGCGCUGUGGCACAUCUACCUCAACAGGGACAUGGACAAAAUCCGAGAGUUCCUGCAUAAGCUCUGUAAGGAGCAGAGUCUGGACAUGUCCUUAGACCAAGACCCAAUUAGAGAACACGUGUGGUAUCUGAGCAAGAAGCAGCGCCAGCGGCUACUGGAUGAGCAUGGAGUUCAGGGCUGGACUGUGGUUCAGUUCCUGGGAGAUUCUGUCCUGAUACCUGCUGGGGCCAUGCACCAGGUCCAGAAUCUUCACAGCUGUGUUCAAGUCAUCAAUGACUUUGUGUCUCCUGAGCACGUGUGCAGGUCCUUUCACCUGACCCAGGAGCUUCGGUCCAAUAAGGAGGAGGUCAACUAUGAGGAUAAAUUACAGGUGAAGAACAUCUUGUACCACUGUGUAAAGGAGGCAGUGAGCUCCCUAAAGAGGAGCGCUUCUGACAAAGACGUAAAAGAGGAGAAUUCAUGACGAUCAUCUGGCUUCAGCCGUGCGCAUAAACAAGCUUCUUGUGUGGUCAGGGCUGGUCACAUGACCUGGUGUCAACCUCAAACAUGUCACGUAUUCAAGUGGCCAUCUAGAGGCAUGGCCAACUCCAUCAUCACCACUAGCCUUCAGUGCCGAGAAGAGACGCAGGAACUGAGGAGCUGAAGCUUCAUCUGCUUGCAGCUGGCAGCAGGACCAGACAGAGCUCAUGUCUGCUUCUGUUUGAGCUCCUGUUGUGGGGAGGGCAAAGGCCAACAUGCCUGUCAGUGGCAGCAAGCCACAAUAGAAAAAUUCUGCUAAUCACAACAUCACCAGCAGCAUCAAUGUCAAACAUGACAUCUCUGAUGUCUGACAUCAUAAGGAACAAAACAACUCAAGAACUCAUGAAAAGUGAAAAGGAAACCCAGAAAUCUCAGAUGGCUCAGUCAGCAGCCUCUGCUGCUGCUUCAUUAGUUCUUUCCUUGGUGUGAAAUACUUCUCCUUCUUGUUUCCAGGUGUUACUGUUUGUGAGUUUAUACUCUCUCUCUCUCUCUCUCUCUCUCUCUCUCUCUCUCAUUCUCUUUCUCAAACAUUAGUUUCCUCUGUGGAGAUGUAUUUAAGUAAAGCAGUGUGAUCAUGGAGAGAGAAACAAGCAUUAAUGGAAAUGUCUGUUGCAAGAUCAGUUAUUUUCUUUUACUUUGUGGUAUUCUGUUGGAAUGUACUGUGAUGGAGGACACACACACACACCAGCAAAUGCCUGUAACUUCAGGGAAUGUGGAUGCUCUCCAGUCCUGAUGCCAUAAAUGUGUUUUCUGAAAAAGAACUGCCAAACUCUUAAGACCAUAACGUUUAUGUAAAGAGAAAACAAAAGACUUCAUACACAAUGUUUUAUGGGAAAAAAAGAAUUACUGUAAAAUGUUGACGGUUACAAAAAGAUGUUAUUUAUUUAAGAAAAGAAUUGUCUUGCUUUUGAUAAGAUUUACUAUUGUGAACUUUUAAAGUUUAACAUUAAAAUAAACUAACUAUAAAUUGUAAAUACACACACACACACGCACACACAAAUAUGUGUACAUACACAUAACACACAUAUAUAUUUAUGUAUAUGUGUGUGUACACAUAUAUAUAUAUAUAUAUACAUAUAUAUAUAUAUAUAUAUAUAUAUGUGUAUGCAUAUAUAUGUGUGUAUAUAUAUGUACACACACACAUAUAUAUAUAUAUGUAUAUAUAAAUAUAUAUGUGUGUAUAUAUAUGUAUAUACACACAUAUGUAUAUAUAUGUACAUGUAUAUAUAUAUGUGUGUGUAUAUAUAUAUAUAUAUACACAUAUAUAUAUACAUUGUAUGUAUAUAUAUGUAUAUACAUAUACAUAUGUAUACAUUACUGAAGUAUUUUUUUUAAAUAUGGCUUGCUUACAUUUUACAAUAUAAAGUGCAAGUGUUACAUACUAUGUACAUUAAAGUUCAAAAGGAUUUUACAUUUUCCAUUAAAAUGGAAUUUUAUCAAAUGA
Molecule: messenger RNA, 10393 nt
Organism: Nothobranchius furzeri (turquoise killifish)
Lineage: Eukaryota; Metazoa; Chordata; Actinopteri; Cyprinodontiformes; Nothobranchiidae
Gene: jmjd1cb
Product: jumonji domain containing 1Cb
Biological process (GO): regulation of transcription by RNA polymerase II
Cellular component (GO): chromatin; histone deacetylase complex
Molecular function (GO): chromatin DNA binding; histone H3K9 demethylase activity; transcription coregulator activity
Source: RefSeq, a predicted model, not a curated record